This is a messenger RNA of Athalia rosae (coleseed sawfly), 2350 nucleotides long. RefSeq names its product actin-related protein 1 (gene Arp1). Lineage: Eukaryota; Metazoa; Arthropoda; Insecta; Hymenoptera; Athaliidae. The record is from RefSeq and is a predicted model, not a curated record. The transcript has 7 exons. Bases 111 to 1241 code for a protein of 376 amino acids.
UCCGAUGCACAGCCAACUUCUCAGUUCACCUGAAAAUAGGUGUGCGUCUGCAGUCGGGGUAUAGUGUAUUUAAGGGUAUAUUAGAUAGUAAAAUCAAAGGAUUUAUUAAGAUGGAACCCUAUGACGUUAUCGUAAAUCAACCGGUUGUAAUAGACAAUGGUUCCGGUGUAAUAAAAGCGGGAUUUGCUGGUGGUCAGGUACCAAAAUGCAGAUUUCCAAAUUACAUCGGAAGGCCAAAACAUGUUCGUGUGAUGGCUGGUGCUUUGGAAGGAGACCUUUUCGUUGGUCCGAUAGCGGAGGAGCACAGAGGUCUUUUGUCCCUGAGUUAUCCAAUGGAACAUGGUAUUGUAACAGACUGGAAUGAUAUGGAAAGAAUUUGGUCAUACGUCUACAGCAAAGACCAGUUAGCAACUUUUAGUGAAGAACAUCCGGUACUUUUAACUGAGGCACCAUUGAACCCCAGGAAAAAUAGAGAAAAGGCUGCUGAAAUAUUCUUUGAGACGUUCAAUGUUCCUGCUCUAUUCGUCUCGAUGCAGGCAGUACUUAGUUUAUACGCCACAGGCAGAACAACUGGAGUUGUUUUGGAUGCAGGCGAUGGUGUAACUCAUGCUGUUCCAAUAUACGAAGGUUUUGCAAUGCCACACAGUAUAAUGCGAGUUGAUAUAGCUGGUAGAGACAUUAGCAGGUACCUUAGAUUACUCCUACGCAAAGAGGGUAUCAACUUCAAGACUUCGGCAGAGUUUGAAAUUGUCAGAACCAUUAAAGAGAGGUCUUGCUACUUGGCAGGAAAUCCACAAAAGGAAGAGACUGUUGAAACGGAAAAAUUCCAGUACACUCUACCAGAUGGAAGUAAUCUAGAGAUUGGACCAGCCAGAUUCAGGGCUCCAGAGGUACUUUUCAGACCAGAUCUCAUUGGUGAGGAAUGUGAAGGGCUUCAUGAGGUUCUUAUGUAUUCGAUUCAGAAGUCCGACUUGGAUCUGAGGAAGGUUCUUUAUCAGAAUAUCGUGCUCUCAGGAGGAUCGACACUUUUCCGAGGAUUUGGAGACAGGUUACUAUCGGAAAUUCGCAAACUGUCGCCAAAAGAUAUCAAAAUCAGGAUAUCUGCGCCACAGGAAAGACUGUACAGUACCUGGAUUGGAGGUUCGAUUUUAGCUUCACUGGAUACGUUUAAAAAGAUGUGGGUCAGCAAACAAGAAUAUGAUCAAGAAGGGAGUAGAGCAAUUCAUCGUAAAACAUUUUGAGCCUAAUUUUAAACAAUAACCAAUUUGAUAACGAAACGAAAAUGGAUAAAAGAAAUGAAAAGGAGAAAGUGGAGAUAUAAGCACUGGCAAUAUACCGCUUGGUGAUGCAUUAACCGGCUAAUUUUUUUUUUACGAACAAUUUUCUUUGAAUUGAUGUAACGUGGGCAAAGAAUAUUAAUUCUUCUUCUUUUUAUUAUUAUAUUUCUAACUGUAGAUAAUUAUUUUAAGAAGAAUCUGUAACUGUAGGCUUAAAAUCAUGCACAGUACGACAAAAAAUAUCAUUCUCAGUUUACCUGAUCAAAAACAAGUUCAUCGGAUCUAUGCACAUUUAGUCUAUACGUUUUAUAAAAAAAAAUAAUUUCCCUCGAAUUUCUCAACGAACUUGGAGAACAAUUUGUCACUCAUGAUAAUGAUGGAAACUCAGUCUAUCACCUUAUAGGUCUUUGAUGAAUACCUCCAGCUAUUUAAUUAACAAACUAGAAAUUUUUGCAAAAAAUUAGAGAAAAAAAGAAUUUCAAGUUUUUGUAAAUAUGUACACGCUUUCGUAAAAUAAAAAAUCAUAAAACUGCACAAAUUUUACCAAAUGUUGGAACAAUGAUUAUGUGAUUCGACAAAUUUUGCAAACUUUUUGUAAUGACAGCAUGAAAAAAGCUGGGCAACGUAGUGAAGUUCACACUAGACUAUAUUUCAAUUUUGGGAGAAAUUAGUGGGCAGCAGCUUUUAUGAUUAACAAUCAUUUAGUACGGAAAUGCUCGUCACAGAAGGUGUUGAACGAAAAAACUCGUGCUAUACUUCCAAGCUGUCAGAAUGAAACUAUAUAUAAAUCAGAUUGAAGUACUACUCGAGAUUUAUAUCACGAACUUGAUGCAAGUACAACUAAAAAAAGGAGAAAAAAAAAGAAAAACUCAAUAAAUAAAAAUAAAUGAACUAGAACUCUAGCGUGAGUGUCGCAAAAGCUGAGAUGCAUUAAUAUUAUAUUAGGACGAGUAAUUUCAGCAGCUUCUAACAUAUAUUAUUUGAUUAUUUAUCUUUAAUAUUUAUACUGUCUAAUAUGAAUCUAGUAUGAUUAUUCGGAUCGAAAAAUAAAAGACGUCGAUGAAAGAAUUCAA